Molecule: messenger RNA, 1063 nt
Organism: Bactrocera latifrons
Lineage: Eukaryota; Metazoa; Arthropoda; Insecta; Diptera; Tephritidae
Exons: 2
Coding region: 563-841 (92 amino acids)
Molecular function (GO): chitin binding
Source: RefSeq, a predicted model, not a curated record
UGAAUAUAGUACGAAAUAAUUAAUAAMCAUAUUAUAUAGAGUUGUUGGUAUACAACAACAAAAAGCAAUAAAAUUACUAAACAGCGAUACUAGACAGAGCGAUUUCUGCAAUAAUUGCAGUUAAACAAAAGAUACACAGAGAUAAUAAAAUCAAAAAGGAAAUUAUAUAAAGAAGUAAAAACGAAAUUUAGCCAGUAAUUUCGAAUUUGCUGCGGUAGCAACCACAGUAUACUGAGGUAGCAACGACCACGCUUUGAACGGCACCGUUUAGUAGCUAAAAAGAUUUCAACAAAAAAUAACGUGAAGCCCAGGAGAACAAGUCAUUCGGCCAAGUGUGGAGCGUUAACGAGUCAAGCAACGCCGUUAGAGAUUGAAGUGAACAAUAUUUCAGCGCGCUCAACAGCGAUUGGAUAACCUGAAACCAAAAGCAAAAAACAAAAAAAAAAAAAAACAAAUAAAGGCACACACACACAUAAGUGUGCAAAUAAUUAGCAGAUAUUAGACAAGAACACCCACUUAUUACUCACCUGAUCGCACAGCUGUGUGGCUGGAAAAGUACACAAUGGCAACAGUGAAGAAAUCAACACAUGAAAAUACUGCCGAUUAUGAUGGCGAACCCGGCUGCGACACAUUGCACGAGGUUAACGCCAUGUUCCGUCACUUCUGGGACCCUACAAAAUAUUGGACAUGUGAGGAACAAGGGCGUCCCGCUAAACUACAACGCUGUCCACAAUCGCAUCUAUAUAUGGACUCGCAAAGUAAAUGUGUCAUGUACACUGAUUGGCAUUGGACCGACCCCGCUGAACCGCCAAGCCGUCCGAGAAGCGCGAAAAGCACGUGAAGCCUCAAUGGAAUGAGUGUGAUUUGCACAGCAAAUAACCGAAACGAUAAUAGAAACGUGAUUUUAACGCGCACAAGCAGACAUGCUUGAACGCAAAACCAUACGGAUAUGUACAUGAGUAUGUAUAUACUUACAUAUAURUAUGUACGUACGUUUAUAUCUUUAAUGUGUAGUACUUAUGUUUAAUGGAGUGCGCUACCGUAAUUAAGUGCACAAUAUGUA